This is a messenger RNA of Drosophila santomea, 699 nucleotides long. RefSeq names its product transmembrane protein 18 (gene Tmem18). The record is from RefSeq and is a predicted model, not a curated record. Gene Ontology annotation, cellular component: nuclear membrane. The transcript has 4 exons. Bases 102 to 557 code for a protein of 151 amino acids. Lineage: Eukaryota; Metazoa; Arthropoda; Insecta; Diptera; Drosophilidae.
ACUGCGAAUGGCAAUUUAUAUUUGUUUUGACUCGGCUUUCGAAUAGUUCGUGAAAUAAACCAUUUGUAGAUAACACACCUAUAUUCACAAAUAUCAGUGCGAUGCACCCUGGGCAAAUUGAGGUCAACGAGAUCAAUGGCUAUUGGACAUUUCUGCUGAGCAUCGAUUGGAAGGAUCCGUGGCUUAUUGGCCUCUUUUUGGCGCAUAUCCUGACCACCACAACAGCGCUUCUCAGCCGAAACAACACGAACUUCCAGGUUUUCCUCUUUCUAGUACUGUUGCUGGCGGUUUAUUUCACCGAGAGCAUUAAUGAGUUUGCAGCCCAGAACUGGAGUUCCUUCUCCAGACAACAAUACUUCGAUAGCAACGGCCUGUUUAUCUCGACAGUUUUCUCAAUUCCCAUUUUGCUAAACUGUAUGCUGCUGAUUGGCACUUGGCUUUACAAUUCCACGCAGCUGAUGGUGACUCUAAAAACAGCGCAGCUCAAGGAGCGAGCUCGAAAGGAACGUCAAACCAAGGCGGAUUCGGAGUCCGUAGCACACCAAAAAGCGGAAUAGAACUUAAGCCUUUAUUAUAUGCAGUGAAAAACACAAGUAGAGCUGUGAAAUUUGAAUGCUUUAAAUGGAGUUUGCUGCCAUCUAGAUUUAGUUUCCUGCAAAGCUCUCGGCUUCAAAAUAAAUUUAAAUUAGUAUAAACAAA